Molecule: messenger RNA, 201 nt
Organism: Dictyostelium discoideum AX4
Lineage: Eukaryota; Evosea; Eumycetozoa; Dictyosteliales; Dictyosteliaceae
Exons: 2
Coding region: 1-201 (66 amino acids)
Source: RefSeq, a predicted model, not a curated record
AUGGAAUUUAAUAUUAAUAAUAAUAAUUUUAUUUGGGGAUUUAUGAAUAGAAAAAAUCAAGAUCAUUCUUUGAAUAGAUUGAAUAAUAAUAAUAAAAAUAAUAAUAAAAAUAAUAAAAAUAAUAAUAAUAAUAAUAAUAAUAAUAAUAAUAAUAAUAAUAAAAAUAAUAAUAAUAAUAAUAAUAAUAAUAAAAAUAAAUAA